Nycticebus coucang (slow loris) is the source of this 5451-nucleotide messenger RNA. It is a transcript of the gene BMPR1B, whose product is annotated as bone morphogenetic protein receptor type 1B. Bases 234 to 1742 code for a protein of 502 amino acids. Gene Ontology annotation, molecular function: SMAD binding; ATP binding; transforming growth factor beta receptor activity, type I. Gene Ontology annotation, cellular component: signaling receptor complex; plasma membrane. Gene Ontology annotation, biological process: cellular response to growth factor stimulus; dorsal/ventral pattern formation; BMP signaling pathway. The record is from RefSeq and is a predicted model, not a curated record. The transcript is spliced from 13 exons. NCBI's taxonomy places the organism in Eukaryota, Metazoa, Chordata, Mammalia, Primates, Lorisidae.
GGCACGGGGCCGACGGGACCGAGGACGCGAGCGCCAGGAGCGCAGCGGCGGGGUGGAGUUCAACGUGCUUUUUCCUAGAUGUGAAAGGAAGGGAAGGUCAUUUCAUGCCUUGGUGAUAAAGGUUCAAACUUCUGCUGAAUCAUAAGCAUUUGGCGCUGAGCUAUGACAAGAGAGGAAACAAAAAGUUAAACGAGCCAGCCUGCCGUAAGCGAGAAGCACACUUCCUUGAUAACAUGCUUUUGCGAAGUUCAGGAAAAUUAAAUGUGGGAACCAAGAAAGAGGAUGGUGAGAGUACAGCCCCCACCCCUCGUCCGAAGAUCUUACGUUGUAAAUGCCACCACCAUUGUCCAGAAGACUCAGUCAACAAUAUUUGCAGCACUGACGGAUACUGUUUCACAAUGGUAGAAGAAGAUGACUCUGGGAUGCCUGUGGUCACUUCUGGAUGCCUAGGACUAGAAGGCUCAGAUUUUCAGUGUCGGGACACUCCCAUUCCACAUCAGAGGAGAUCGAUUGAGUGCUGCACGGAAAGGAACGAGUGUAAUAAAGACCUGCACCCCACGCUGCCGCCGCUGAAGAGCAGAGAUUUCGUUGAUGGACCUAUACACCACAAAGCUUUACUUAUAUCCGUGACUGUCUGUAGUUUGCUCUUGGUCCUUAUCAUUCUAUUCUGUUACUUCAGGUAUAAAAGACAAGAAACCAGACCUCGAUACAGCAUUGGGUUAGAACAGGAUGAAACGUACAUUCCUCCGGGAGAAUCCCUGAGAGACUUAAUUGAGCAGUCUCAAAGCUCAGGCAGUGGAUCAGGCCUCCCUCUGCUGGUCCAAAGGACUAUAGCUAAGCAGAUUCAGAUGGUGAAACAGAUUGGAAAAGGUCGCUAUGGGGAAGUUUGGAUGGGAAAGUGGCGUGGCGAAAAGGUAGCUGUGAAAGUGUUCUUCACUACAGAAGAAGCCAGCUGGUUCAGAGAGACAGAAAUAUAUCAGACAGUGUUGAUGAGGCAUGAAAACAUUUUGGGGUUCAUUGCUGCAGAUAUCAAAGGGACAGGGUCCUGGACCCAGUUGUACCUAAUCACAGACUAUCAUGAAAAUGGUUCCCUUUAUGAUUAUCUGAAAUCCACCACCCUGGACACUAAAUCAAUGCUGAAGUUAGCCUACUCUUCUGUCAGUGGCUUGUGUCACUUACAUACCGAAAUCUUUAGUACUCAAGGCAAACCAGCAAUUGCCCACCGAGACCUGAAAAGUAAAAAUAUCCUCGUGAAGAAAAAUGGAACGUGCUGUAUAGCUGACCUGGGUCUGGCUGUUAAGUUUAUUAGUGAUACAAACGAAGUUGACAUCCCACCCAACACUCGGGUGGGCACCAAACGCUACAUGCCCCCAGAAGUGUUGGAUGAGAGCUUGAACAGAAAUCACUUCCAAUCUUAUAUCAUGGCCGACAUGUAUAGUUUUGGACUCAUCCUCUGGGAGGUUGCUAGGAGAUGUGUAUCGGGAGGUAUCAUGGAAGAAUAUCAGCUUCCCUAUCACGACCUCGUGCCCAGUGACCCCUCGUACGAGGACAUGAGAGAGAUCGUCUGCAUCAAGAAGUUACGUCCCUCCUUCCCCAACCGGUGGAGCAGUGAUGAGUGUCUGAGGCAGAUGGGGAAACUCAUGACAGAAUGCUGGGCUCACAACCCUGCUUCGAGAUUGACAGCCCUGCGUGUUAAGAAAACACUUGCCAAAAUGUCAGAGUCCCAGGACAUUAAACUCUGAUAUGAGAGAAAAAGUAAGCUUCUCUGCAGAAAGCCAACAGAUACUUCUCUGUUUGUGGGCCGAGCAAAAGUCGUUAAAGGAGUAUCCACAGUCACAACCUUGAACAUCGUCCUGCUUCCCAGUGGGUUCAGACCUCCCCUCUCAGGGAGCACCCUGGACAGAGACACAAGUUCCCAGAGGCACAGAUUGGUCUGUGUCUGUCUGCAGGAGGGAGGAACCGCUUGGGUAACUUGUUCAAGAUUUGACGCAUGUUGCUUUCUAAGAAAGCCCUGUAUUUUGGGAUUGCCUUUUUUUUUUUUUUAAAGAUGCUUUAAUUUUGCCAAAAUAUAAUAAGUAAUGUGGAUGUUUUAAGGUUUAUACUACUAUAGUUUAAAUAGUAACAGCAAAAGUUCUUCCCAAAAACUCAGCUGGAAGGUAAAUUAAAGUAUGUGUUUUUCCAUUGGUAAAACAUUGUUGCACUCUACAAACCAAAAGUCAGUCUGUGAAGUUGGAGAACAGAGAAUGGAACUCAUCUUACCACCCCCCACGCCCACGCCUGGCUUCCUCAGACCACUGGGGCCAGCCCCGCCUUUGAGGCUGCCUCACAAUGUGAACGCACCUGGGUACAAUACCACCCGUCUAGGACUAGUUUUGGAAUUCCUGUAGGUGGCCUUUUUGCAGCUUCACACAAUAUGGAACAAAUGAAGGUUUUAUGUGAUUCUUACAGAAGUGUAAGAACCACUUCCUGUUUCUGGUUAUGUUAGGCUUUUCUUUCUUGCUAAAAUUCCUUCCUUUUCAUUAAAAGAUAUUUUGAUGUGCAGAGAAUUGACCUUGCAUGCUUUUGAUCUCUCAAAUCAAAGGAUCAAUGUUAAGUAAAAUUGCCACGGUUGUGCUGAAGACAAGAUGCUUUAAAAUAGAUAAUUUGCUCUUGUGUUGUAAGAAGAACGUGUCAGCAAGCUUCAGGGAGGAGGAUGAGGGUGCAGAUGGUUUGUUUCUUAUAUACACAAAGGAGCCAAUCUCAAAAGCACAAGGAAAAAAGUAUAUACACCUUAUUUUCCAUACAUAAGGAUAGUUUCUUUAUGUAACUCUGUCUGUGGUAUGUGUCUGAGUUAAAAGAGAGGAAGCAUCUGUUAAGUUAAUGUAACUAAAUUUUAUUUUGAAAAUACAUAACUGUAACCCUCAAAUAGGACAGGGGAGGAGAGUGAGUGGAGGCCACAAAAUAUUAUAGCUGCUGUGAUUUAUUAUUCUAAAAUCAAUAGGGAUGGAGUGUGUAUGUUUUUAGUGACCAUUUCACACCUAAGGAAUGCUGACUCAUUUUCAUAUUCAACUCACUGUUUAAUUUGUUAAUUUUUCUUUUCUGUAGCACUUGUGCAAAACAUCUCUUUACCAGCUCAGUUCUACAGGGUUUUAACUUUGGAGCAACAUAAAUAAAAUCUCUGACAAGGCUGGUAUUCCUUAGCAGUAGAAAUCGCUAAAGUCUAAAAUUGGCACACGUGUCUCUCAACCUUACACAUUUACAUUUCCAUACUGUAGUUUUCUUUUGCUGCUUAGAAAUUCUGUAGUGGUUAGUAAAGAAUUUGGACGUACUUUCUCUCCCCUUGACCUUAAAAAAAAAAAAAAACACACACCAAAAAGCAUUUCUUCCAGAAUACUCCAGGGGGCAGUGUUUUAUAACACAUUUUCACCACUGGGUGACUGAAGGAUGAAAGAUUUUUGAAAAUUGGACAGCUGCAUGAAAAAUGAGAAAAUAUUUUUCUCACUUCUGAAGUAGGCUUGCAGCUGGUGACUUGUUCAUCCAGAAAACAUCCUAAAGCAGUGAGUGUGAGCUGUGCUUAACAGGUAGGGGGAAUUAGGAGGAGGAACAGUUAUUCUGUAUUUUGCGUUCACUCUCCCAGUGCUGAAUUCAUAGCCACAUAAGCCAUAAGAAAGAAUUUUUUAAUCCUUGAAUUUGAAAAAUUUGGGGGUUUUUUUUUGAAUGAGUAAAAUGGUUGGUUCUAAAUAUAAUUAUAGCAGAAUGCUGCUUUUAUUGAUACUAAAAUAACCUCAAUAGCAAUGUAAAAGUUCCUUCCUCUUGCAUUAAAUAAUAUUCUUUGUGAUAGCUUAGAAGUAAUAUGUGGUUAGAACUUUAAUCAUCUGAGCCUUGGAGAGAAACUUCAGUGCCUCUAAGCAGAUCCUCUACAAACAAAUAGUAAAUAUUUUAUGCCAGUUAAGUGGAAAUGUUUGUAUUUCUUGAGUUUCCCUAAAUUUAGGGAGGUAGGGCUUAUAUCUUAGCUAAAAUUGUGUUUUCUUUUUGGUAAAUACUUGAACAUUGAUAACUUCAAAUCAGAAUAUUUUGUGGGGAGAUGAUUUAAAAGUAAACUAGAUUUCUAAAGGCGGUUUUGGCUCCAGAAUGGGAAGAAACUAAAAUAGUAUCCAGAUUUCUUCUAUAUUAUUUGUUUUGUUGCUUUGAAAAAAAAAAUCAGUAGUUUAUUUUCUGAUCUCUGACCUGAAUUAUUUACUAUGAAUAUUUUAAAAGUAUUUCCGAGAUACUUAAAAAGACCCACUUAGCUAUUAAUAGUCUUUCAAUGGGACAAGAAUUUAUUUAGGGAUAGAUUUUUCUCUGUAUUUUACCAAAGUCUACUUUACUUAGAUAAUACUAAAUUGUUCUUAAAAACUACCUACUUGCUUCCCAGUGCUCUUUAACAUUUUAAAAUUUCUAGUCGCUCAGAGGUGAAUUUUAUUUUUACGUUUUGUCUUUCUCUCAAGAAAGUGAGAACCUGGAAAUUAAUAAUGUAGUUGAUAGUUUACUUUUAGGACUAUUUCAAAGGCUAAGAUUUUCUCCUAACCCCUCCGUUGCAAAGGAAUCCUAAAUUAUUAGUUGUUAGAUACAUUUUGUAUGCCAAGAUGUUCAGGUUUAUAGUUUAUGUUUGUAUAUAUUAUAUAAAUAUAUAUGUAUAUAUAAAUAUUAUGUUCAGUCUGGAGUCUGGGUCAACUCCAUUAUGUGGAUUAGAGAGUAAAAUAUUAUGGUUGAUAAAGUACUAAAUGAAACAUAAUAUUUAUUUAUAAAAGUGUGUAGACAGUUAAAUUACGAGUAAAGUGCUAUGAACAUUAUGAGGAUACAGGCCUUUGACCUCCUGGAAAGCACCGCUCAAAAGCCACUAGUGACAAUUUUUGAAUUCCCCAAACAGAAAGCUUCUUAGAAGGUGUGCUCCGAUUUUAUUUACCGGGAAGCUGUGUCACAUUUCAGCUGAAGUGCAGUCAAGCCUAGCGCGUACUUAGUGAGGACCGCGUUUCAUGUUCCUAGGGUCAUGCAUAUUCAUUAAGAGUUUUAUGUUGUUGGUCUAUUCUGGUUUUCUUUGUUUGUGGGUGGAAAGGCACUGAGAGAAAUAUAAUUUUUUAAACUUGAGCAUGUUCAGUAUUUAUAUCUUCUUAGAAAACUGAGUCAUAUAGAUUAGCAGUGGAAACGAAAGAAGUGGCCUCACAAGUGAUUUAAUUUACCAGUUAUGAUUCCUUUUGUAAAACAAAACAGAACUCCACAGUGCUGUAUUUUUUUGGAGAAGAGUUGGUAAUAUUCAGAGGUUUUGUCUGUUUGAAAAGAAGACUCAUUUGUGUUCUUUUGGGGAACCAGUGCCUUACGGAAUUUGUAUAUACUGUAACUAUUCAGGACUAGGGAACAAUUGUAUUUGUUACAAAUUGUAUAUGGCUUUGUUUUAACAUUCCCCUAAAUAAAAUGGUUUCAUUCUCUCCUUGG